Molecule: messenger RNA, 2125 nt
Organism: Spodoptera litura
Lineage: Eukaryota; Metazoa; Arthropoda; Insecta; Lepidoptera; Noctuidae
Source: RefSeq, a predicted model, not a curated record
AUGAUGAUCAUAAUAGCUAUAGAGAACAGUAUGGUGCACAGGAGAAUUGCUAUCAAAGUCUUGCUAGUGUUCGGAUGUUCACAUUAUAGAUUAAGUUUCCUUCUCUUCUUUACAAGCAUGUUUCUAUCGAUGUGGAUCUCCAAUAUUCUUGCUUGUGGUCUGAUGAUGCCAGUCGUCAAGGCCAUCCUCAUGGAGCUAGAGAAGAUGGGGAUCGUAGAACUGUAUCAAACCAUUGGAAAAGCAACUCAAAAAUCUAAUAGACAUGAACAAAACGUGCCAAGGCCGUCGAACUUCACUAUAUUUUAUUUUCUUGGACUUGCCUAUUCGUCUUCCAUUGGUGACAUGGCGACUAUGAUGGGUAGUCAGACCAAUCAAAUAUUUAAGAUUUACUGUGAAACCAUAUUUCCACUCGGACCAAAGAUAGAGUUCCCUCACUUCAUGUUGCUAAAUCUACCUGGAGUACUAGUCAUGGAAACGCUUCUGUACAUGUGGAUGAACUUCACUUUUUUGGGAAUGUUCAGAGGUCGAAGCGAUGUAGAGGUCGGCCUAACGGAAGAGGAGACCCAGUACAUUGACACGCUGCUAGCCACUCAAUACCAACAGCUAGGAAAAGUAAAGUUCCAUGAAAUUGCAGUAUCGACCAUCGCAGUACUGACAGCGGUGUUGCAAGCUACAAUCAGCACUGCCCACAUCGACCAGACGACGAACGGAAAUCCGGACUUUCAUAAACACUUCAGAGUGUCAUCACCAUGUGCGCUGUGUGUUAUUCUAUUGUUCGUGACGCCUGUUAACUUGGAUUUUCUCAGAUAUUUCAAGACACAGUCAGCCGGCAGCAGCACUCUCUUAGAGUCACUUAGAGACUCCGACAUGAUACUAGAGUUUGAGAAAUUCCUCCUGAUCUUCGAGAGCUGGCCGGCAUCAGCUCUGGUCUUCAUCGUCGUGAUCUUCUGCAAGAUUCUUACUGAGUUCGCGUCUAACUUCUGUGUAGUCUACGCUCUACUGCCUAGCAUCGCUAAAGUGAGCGUACUCUGCGACGUAAACCCUCACUACCUGAUGAUGGCGUCGACACUGGCCAGCUGUCUGCCCUUCCAUCUAGUCACCGGCGCGCCUGUCAACGCCAUGGUCAGCGCUUACGUUAACAUUCCACCUUGGACAAUGAUGUACGCUGGCCUCGGUCCAUCAGUUAUUGCGGUGGUGGUGAUCUGGUUCACAGUGGCGGUGUGGUCCACUGCGAUCUGGACGGACAUCACUCUCAACCCGGAGUGGGCACACGCUAACAUUUUCAGAUUAUUGAGAAAAGGACAUUAGAAAUAAGAUGAUUAUAGUUUGUUGCGGUGAAAACUUAGACUUACUUUUGUGUUAAAGUAAAUGAUACCUUAGUAAUCUAACUUUAAGAUUGCGUAUACUAUAUUACCUUAAUUAAUAAGUCUGUGAAUGUUACAUUUUGUCUAUGUAAACUAUUUAUAAAGAUACUGUUACUGGUACACAUGCUUUAAAAUAGCAUGCUAAAAUGCGUUCUAUUGAGCAUGCUCAAAUAUGUACCAAAAUCGGACGCCUAUCAAUCCGCAAACAUGCCUGACAUGAGUAUGCUAAUUUUGAGCAACAUUUCGACACACAUGCUAUUAAGUGACGAGGCUUAAACUGUCAAACACCAAGCGGUCACCGGUGACCGCUACCUAUUGUUCGAUAAUUGUGUCUACAAAACCGGUACUCGAAGAGUUAAUUGAAGCAUGCGUUCGUGUUUAAUUUUCGCAUGUGUAACAGUAACCUAAAUGGUGCAAGGUCGAUGUCACCUAAACAUUGUUUUGUUUGAAGCAAUAACUCUUGGCUAAGGACAAGAAAACCGCAAAAGAAAUAAAAGAUAAUUUAAUAUAUUUGCAACAUAUUUAUUCAACAACACAUUCCUUCGAACCACUAUUUACAAAAUGAGCGCAUUACGUACAUUUAUAUACUAUAUAAUAUACAUAAGGCCAUGACAACAUAUAGGUAUAUAACUACUAUAAUUAUCAUGUACCUUAGGCAUCAAUUUUGGUCUGUAAUAGACAAAAUGUCUGCUAAAAUGGGUUUAAAUAAAAUUUGUGACAAUAUACAAAUCACAACCAACUUAUAAAUAAUAAUUUGAAGU